CUCGUUCCGUACUGUUUCCUCCAGCUUCAAGAGUUCUUACAUCCUCAAAGAGCAGGCUCUUUUCUGCCGCUCAAGCAUUCGUUAAAACUCAGCACUACCCAGCAUUGUCUACGUUGGCAUAGACUUCGUAACUUAAUUUGGGAUUCGGGAAAAGUCAACAUGCAUUCUACUUUCACCGCUCUGGCUGUCACUGGCCUUGCCGUUCAGCAAAUCGCUGCUUUUGGUGGCCGCAGCAGUGGCGCAUAUGGCGGCGGCUGGGGCGGAGGUUCUUCGUACUCUACGCCAGACAAUACGGACAAUCAGUGUUCCAGCGAGCAGUCAAGUGGCUACAAUUGGUCUGGUCUCAACUCCGGUUCCUUCAGCAAUUACGGCAGCAACACAUUUUCGGGUUGGUCGUGCUCGAACAGCUUCGGCAAGCGUGAUCUUCUGUCCAAGAGAACAUUCCAGAGCAAAUGCAUUACUUCCAACCUCGACGACGAGCCUUCGAUUGGAUGCGAUGGGAGCGAUAAGAUGUCAAUCGACGAGUACGAAGUCUCUGCGGACCAGGAUGCUGAUAUAGAGUGCUAUUAUGUUAUGCAGGACGGCAGUUCGUGCAAAGAAACCCACUCGUGCAGCAAGAGCGGUUCUGUGAUUAAGAACUCGCAGUGCGGCGGUGCCAAAAGCGUCACAUUCAAGCCCGCUGGUGAUUCAAAGGGCAAAGGAUGCAACAUCGGUGUUCACAGUAUCGGCUUCAACUGCGGCUCUGCUUCGAGCUCGGUGCCCAGCUAUUCGAGCACUUCGGCUGCCGUGAGCAGCUAUUCUACACCUGAGGUCUACACGACUAGCACCUCUGUCUCCGCCGCUGAGACCAGCUCCACAGAAGGCAUUCCGGGCUAUGGAAGCUCGUCUCAGCCAACUGCACUAGGCUAUCAGACCUCUACCCCAUCUGCUCCAGCCUCUAGCAGCACAGAGAGCUCGCCCGUCUCGCUCAGCUACGACACUUCGAGCGCCCCAACAGCACCAGGCUACGAGACCUCCACCCCAUCUGCUCCAGCCUCUAGCAGCACAGAGAGCUCGCCUGUCUCGCUCAGCUACGACACUUCGAGCGCCCCAACAGCACCAGGCUACGAGACCUCAAGCGUUCCUACCGCGCCUGGAUACGAGACCACUCCAAGCAGCACCGAAUCGUCCCCGAUCACUACCUCGCCCGCCGCAAGUUCGGCGUGGACAAUCCCAGGAUAUGGGAACUCGUCCACUGAAGGAAUUCCCGGCUACGGCAGCUCGAGUUCGAGCUCGACUGUGGUCAACGCUGUCACCACUAGCUCUGGCAUCCCUUCAUACACGACCAGCACAAUUUACAGCACGACUCUGCAGACUAUCACAAGCUGUGCUCCAGAAGUGACCAACUGCCCAGCUAGCACUGGCGGCACUUACGUAGUCACUCAGACGGUCGCCAUCUCAACCACCGUCUGCCCCGUCACUGCAACUGAAACACCUGCUGAGUCUACACCAGUCCCACAAGGACCUGACGUCCUUCCAAAGUGCUUGAACACUUGGUUGUAUCUUUCCGGUUGCAAGGACAACUCGGACUAUAACUGCUUCUGCAAGAACAGCGAGUUCAUGACCAAGGUCUACAACUGCCUCAGCGCUUGGUCUGACAGCAGCGAUGAUACAAACAGUGGUGCAGGCUACUUGAUGGGCAUCUGCGCCAAGUAUAUCCCAGAGAACCCUGCGAUCAUUACUGGCUGCCCAAGCACCAUCAUCACGACUUAUACGAUCACUCAAAGCGGCACCGCACAGGCGGUUCCCGGCCUGGGAUACGGCACACCAGAUUCGGCUGGAAGCAGUGUAGCUGGCCCAACCACGCCAGCCACUGCCUCCGCGCCGGCGCCAUAUCCAACCACGAGCUCAGCACCCGGCCCCGUUGGAGCUGUCGGCGGCAGCCCCUCGGGCUUUGGAACUACAUAUGUUCCUGCUCAGCCCACAAACUCAGUUGUGCCUUACACUGGCACUGGCACUAAGAACUCGAUCAGCGGAGUUGGUGCUAUUGCUAUCAUCGCCGCUCUCCUGGCUUGAAAUGCUUUUCGCGAAUGUACAGACACGUAAUGGAUUAAUAAUGACUUGAAACGGAAGGAUUCAGAAAAACUUUGCAUUCCGAUCAAAUACUACGGGCUGGUGAUAACUAAGGUCGGCUGGAAUACCAUGGAUGUUGCGUUUGGUUUUUGGGUGGAAGAGAUAUCAUCAUAUGCUUCAUGACGGUCCUUACGAUGAAGAAGCCUCAAGCUGGGUGUGGUGAAACCCAGACAGAUGUGUUUAUAGUUGUGAAUUGCAUUUACUCUGUGUAGUCAUAUGCAGUCUCAUAGGUGUUCCCUCAGAUCGAGUAUCGAUACCAUUUCCUGCUUG
Messenger RNA from Pseudocercospora fijiensis CIRAD86, 2382 nucleotides. RefSeq lists its product as uncharacterized. The record is from RefSeq and is a predicted model, not a curated record. The transcript is spliced from 2 exons. The coding region runs from base 160 to 2055 and encodes 631 amino acids. NCBI's taxonomy places the organism in Eukaryota, Fungi, Ascomycota, Dothideomycetes, Mycosphaerellales, Mycosphaerellaceae.